Messenger RNA from Daucus carota subsp. sativus, 3675 nucleotides. Its product is annotated as autophagy-related protein 18h. The record is from RefSeq and is a predicted model, not a curated record. Gene Ontology annotation, cellular component: cytoplasm. Lineage: Eukaryota; Viridiplantae; Streptophyta; Magnoliopsida; Apiales; Apiaceae. Gene Ontology annotation, biological process: autophagy; response to starvation. Gene Ontology annotation, molecular function: protein binding. Bases 215 to 3148 code for a protein of 977 amino acids. The transcript is spliced from 9 exons.
ACAGGAUAUGGAUAUAUAGAUACAGAAGAAAUAGGAAGCGUCCGUGUAGUUAGAGGUCAAACCCAAUACAACCACAACACCACCACCACCUAUACAUAAUACAUCUCUCUCCCUCUCUCUCUCUCUCUUUCUCUCUCUCUCUGUAUAAAUGCAAGAUUGGAUUCCUCUGUUUGAGUAACUAUCGUCUCCAACUGGCGGUUUGUUUUUGAUUAUUAUGAGGAGAAACCAAAACAACUAUAUUAACAACUCUAACAAAACUAAUACGACUGCUACUAAUGGCUUCUUACCUAAACUUAUCUCCUCUUGUAUCAAAACGGUGUCGUCCGCUGUUCGCGCUUCUGUUGCCGCCGAUGAUCAUUUUCACAAGGACCAGGUUUUAUGGGCUGGCUUUGAUCGAUUAGAACUUGGUGCUUCUGUAGUGAAAUCUCUCCUGCUUCUAGGGUACUCGAAUGGAUUUCAAGUACUUGAUGUUGAAGAUGCUUCAAAUGUCACUGAACUGGUCUCACGCCGAGAUGAUGCAGUCACUUUCUUGCAAAUGCAGCCAAUCCCUGCAAAGUGUGAUGAUCGUGAGGGAUUUAUGGAUUCGCUUCCUUUGCUCUUGGUUGUGGCAAGUGAAGAGACAAGUUGUUCAGGUCCAAUGCAGAAUGGUAGGGAUAGUUCAGUAAGGGAUAAAUAUGAGCCUCGUGUUGGAACUGUUAUUCAUACUCCUACAGCUGUCCGUUUCUACUCAUUAAGAUCUCACAGUUAUGUUCAUGUUUUGAGAUUCCGAUCAGCUGUGUAUAUGGUCAGAUGUAGCUCAAAAAUAGUGGCUGUUGGUCUUGCUGCACAAAUUUAUUGUUUUGAUGCUCUCACUCUCGAGAGUAAGUUCAGUGUGCUUACUUAUCAUGUCCCUCGUUUGGGAGGCCAAGCUCUCAGUGGUGUCAAUAUUGGCUAUGGUCCCAUGGCUGUUGGCCCUAGGUGGUUAGCAUAUGCUUCUAAUAACCCCUUGUUACCAAACACGGGACGUUUAAGUCCACAGAGUUUGAGUCCAUCUCCAGGUGUUAGCCCUUCUACCUCACCAAGCAACGGGAAUCUGAUGGCUCGAUAUGCGAUGGAAUCUAGUAAGCAAUUAGCCACAGGAAUAAUUAAUCUUGGAGACAUGGGAAUCAAAACAUUCUCAAAAUACUGUCAUGAGCUUCUUCCUGAUGGUUCUAGCUCUCCGGUGUCCUCCAUUGCAAGCGGCAAAGUGGGCCGGACUACAGCUCACUUAAGUGACGUAGAUACUGCUGGAACUGUCGUCAUUAAAGAUUUUGUGUCCAGGGCUGUUGUAUCACAGUUCAGGGCACAUACCUGUCCCAUAGCUGCCCUUUGCUUUGACCCGAGUGGGACUCUUUUGGUUACUGCAUCCGUCAAGGGUAACAACAUUAAUAUUUUUCGAAUCGUGCCUACCUACUUACAAAAUGGAUCAGGAAGUCAUAGCUACGAUUGGAGUUCUUCUCAUGUGCACCUUUACAAGCUCCAUCGUGGCAUCACUUCGGCAGUUAUUCAAGACAUUUGUUUUAGUCCAUCUAGUCAUUGGAUAGCGAUUGUUUCAUCCAAUCACACUGGUCAUAUUUUUGUUCUAUCUCCUUUUGGUGGUGAGACUGGUCUUCAAAUGCAAAAUUCUAAUCUUAAUGGACCUACUUUACUUCCUCUUCGAUCUGUGCCGUGGUGGUCUACUUCUUCGUACAUGCUGAAGCAGUCCUACUCUCCACCUCCACCCCCUCUUAUUACCUUAUCUGUAGUAAGCAGGAUUAAGAAUUCAACUUGGCUUAGUACUGUGAGAAAUGCCGCAUCUUCAGCUGCAGGGAAACUCCCACCUCCACCUGGUGUUGUUUCUGCCAUCUUCCAUAGUUCUGUUGGCAAUUUACAGCCCACUAACUUAACUGUAAAUGCAUUGGAGCACUUGAUGGUUUAUACUCCUUCUGGCAAUGUGGUUCAAUAUGAACUGCUGCAUUCUGUUGGAGGCGAUCAAGGUGAAUCUUUUCUGAGAAAUGGGACAAGUUCGCUGGAGCAGGUACAAGACGAGGAGUUAAAGGUGAAAGCUUCCCCUGUUCAAUGGUGGGAUGUCUGCCGAAGAGCUGAUUGGCCUGAAAGAGAGGAGUUCAUCCAGGGAAAUGUUCUUGGUAGGCAAGAUUCUGCAGAGACAGUUAUUUGCCCUUAUGAGUAUGAAGAUGAUGGUACUAAGGAAAAGGAUACGGUGAAACACCAUGAUCAAUACCAUUGGUAUCUUUCAAAAGCAGAAGUGCAGAUAAGAUCCGGCAGGACACCAGUUUGGCAAAAGUCUAAGGUUUAUUCGUAUGCAAUGAGUUCUGUCUCAGUAGAAGGCGGGAGACCAAAUCUAUAUUCUAGUGGUGGAGAAAUUGAAAUUGAGAAGUUGCAUGCCCGGGAAAUUGAAAUAAGGAGGAAGGAUCUGCUUCCCGUCUCUGACCAUUUUCACCAACUCCAUCAUAAAUGGGCUAAUAACAGGGGCAUUAAUGUAAGAUAUUCGCCUUCCUCUUCUUUGAGUGAUGAGGGUAAUAAGUACUCCGAUGAUGAACAAGCGCUGAUACCUAGUUCAGUUGAUAACUUAAUAACUGGGAUACGAAGUUCAGCAACGGAUCUGUCAAAACAAGAGUACCAUGCUACAAUGAAUUCUUAUCCUCCCUUUAGACCAAUUGAUAAUGAGAAUAAAGGGGUUAAAGGGUCUAAUUUUCUGCCAACACAGAACUCAAUUGGCAGAGCUGCUACUUCACUUUCUCCUGAGCCAUCUCCAAGUAUGAUAUCUGCAUUUGAGGAGUGUUAUGUCAAUAACUAUUCUAGCAUUUCCAGCAAGCCUUCACCGUCUGGAGGAAAUAUUUCUGAAGAGGUUCUUUCUUCAAGCAGUGUUGUGACGGGUGAUGUUUCAAAUACAAGUUCCAAAUGUACUGAUUCAACUAUGAACCUUCCUGAAGAACUAGGGCAUGAAGAUAUACACUAUUUUCAAGAGGGAUACUUUGAAUCAACAAGCCUUGAUAAAUUUAAUCAAUUUAAUAAACAUACAACUGAGGUUGACAGAAGUACUAGUCAUUGCAACAAGGCGGAUUUUGAGGAAGAUGCAGAUAGUGAUGACAUUCUUGGGGGUGUAUUUGCUUUCUCCAAGGAAGGUUGACAUAUACUGGCUUCUCUAAGCUGCACCUGUGUUGCUGUCCUUUAUCUUGUGCUUUUGCUCAGCAUAUAAAGGUAAUCUAUAUAAUGAAAAUGCCCGGCUAUUGCUUUUUGGAAGACUAUAUUCAACAACUAACAGAUGCAGUGUCCAGUGACACGUUCUUUGUAUAAACACUCAGCCAGAGGAAAAGAAAACAAAGUUGUCCGGUUUCUACCCUUCUAAUUCCCGUGUACAUAGUGUAUAUAUUGAAAAUUCUUCAACAUUUGAUUUGGUCUGGACAGGUUCUCUGUCAAUGCCGUGUAACAAUAUUUACUGUUCAUCAUUCUCAGUAACAGAAGAAAAAACAGAGAAAAAACAAAAUGAAUAUAAGGAGCUACAGCCUACAAGCUACUCAGUUCAUCAGUUGUACAGCCUGCUUGCACAUUCUUUUUACAAAACUGUCUUAUAUAUGUACCUUAACUUGCAUUGGUGUCUCCUUAUGUUUUGUUGGAGGAAUGAAACAUUAAUAUACAGCACAUGGUUUUGUUUCA